AUGCCGAAGGAAUGGCCGGACCAGCCGCGGUUCCUGGAGGUCCUCCGAACGAUGCGCAGCGCGUCCGAGGCGUCGAUCGCGGAGCUCGUCGCGCUCGCGAAGAAGGACGCGAAGAGCUACUACAAGCACGCGGCCGCGAUCCUCGUGAAGCAGUGCCAGAUGCGAAAGCCGCGAGACAGGGUGCCGAUCGUCUUCGUGAUGAACAAGCUCGCGUCGGACAAGGACGAUCACGAGAGCGCGAAGCUGUACGCGGGGAGGUUCGCGCCGGACAUCGUGGCGUGCGUCGAGUCCGCGCUGAGCUGCCCGCCGAAGCACAUGCACGGCCUGAGGAAGGUGAUCGAUCGAUGGGAGAAGCGGCGAGUCUUCCAGCACUCGAUCGUGCAAGCCGUCGCUCGCGCGGUGAACGCGCACGUCCCGGGCGCGGGGGGGGUCUCGGACGACCCCAGCAGGGACCCCUCGAGCGACGACUUGGCGGGGAUGGGCGGCGACGACGAUUACGUCGUCUCGAGCGACGACGAGGCGCCUGCCGAAGGGGACGGACGACGCGCGGGCGGCGUAAUUGGCGGAGGGACCGCGGGAGGCGACGGGCCCGGGGCCGGGCCCUCGGUCGACGUCGACGUCGACGUCGGGGUCGAGGUCGAGCCGGCGGCGGCGCCGACGAGAGCGGCGCCCGCGAAGGCGCGCGUGAACAAGUGGCCGGCGAGGCCGCCGAGACCAGACCCGCCGCCGGCGGUCUCGGCCGCGGAGGGGCCGGCCGCCGCCGCGAGCGACGCGCUGCCGCCGGCGAGCAACCCGCCGCCGCCGCUCCCUCCCGGGUAUCGCCUGCCGCCGCCCGUCGCCGGGAACGGGGGCGCGGAGAGAGCGCGGACGCCGCCGAGGCAGCGCUCGCCGCGCGUUCCCGCUCCCACGCGCGCGAUGUCGCCGCCGAGGCGACGGACGCCGCCGAGGCAGCGGACGCCGCCGAGGCAGCGGACGCCGCCGAGGCAGCGGACGCCGCCGCGGCAGCGGACGCCGCCGCGCGCGCGCUCGCCCGAGAGGAAGAGAGCGCCGAGUCGAGACCCGGACGGCGGCGGCGCGGGGAAACGACGAAUAGACGUCGGCGGCGGGGGGGGAGGACGGGACGAACAGCCCGCGCGCGUCGACGUCGACAAGUGGGGCGACCCCAUCAAGCGUCGCACGGAGUCGCCGCCGCUCGCGCGCGCGAGGACGCAGACGCCGCCGCGGGUCCGGUCGCCCCCGAAGGAACGGACGGCGACGCCGCCGCGCGCGCGGUCGCCCGCGAAGGAACGGACGGCGACGUCGCCGCGGGUCCGGUCGCCCCCGAAGGAGCGGACGGCGACGCCGCCGCGCGCGCGGUCGCCGCCGAAGGUGCGGUCGCCGCCGAAGCGUCGGUCGCCGCCGCCGCCGCGUAAGGGUAACCCGGGAAGGGAAGAGGAGAAGCCGGAGAUGGACAAGUGGGGCGAUCCGAUCAAGCGCGUGGACGUGGACGACUUCUCGAUCGCGACCAAAGAGCACGGCGGCGGGGGAGGCAAGAAUAAGCCGAAGAAGCGAAGGUAG
This is a messenger RNA of Micromonas pusilla CCMP1545, 1557 nucleotides long. RefSeq lists its product as uncharacterized. The coding region runs from base 1 to 1557 and encodes 518 amino acids. Lineage: Eukaryota; Viridiplantae; Chlorophyta; Mamiellophyceae; Mamiellales; Mamiellaceae. The transcript has a single exon. The record is from RefSeq and is a predicted model, not a curated record.